AGACGCUAAAAAAAGAAGCCAGAGAAAUCGACGAUAUUCCGAGGCGUAAUGUGAACCUUUCAAUUCGAUUUCAAAAUACGUACUGAUGAAUGUGAUGUGUCAAUUGCAGAUAUCGAAGAGUUGCCAUUUUUGUGUAUGUGUGAAUGGGCUACUGUUCUUGUGAGGUUUCUCUAUGUGCUAGAAUCUUUAACAAUGCUUAGAAAUUUCAGGGUUUAUUUGUUAACGUGGAAUGUUGUUGGACGACCCCCAAUUGAAGACCUUCGGCCCGCACUGGGAUUGUUGGAUCCUGUAGAUCCCUUAAAACUACCAGAUUUAUAUGCUAUUGGUCUUCAAGAAGUGAGCGCCAAACCACAAGAUCGUCUCCUGGACAUCUUGUUUGAUGACCCGUGGAUAAACGCGGCAAAACAGGUUCUCGGAAGAUGGGACUAUGUAAAGCUCAAGCAAGUUCGUCUUCAAGGAAUCGUUUCAAUUAUUUUCUGCAAACGAGCUCAUCUCAUUCACAUAAGGGGGAUCCAAGCGAGGUACACCAGAACAGGACUUGGAGGAGUCUGGGGUAACAAAGGUGGGGUGAGCAUACGAUUUAGUGCUUACGGUUGCUCUAUGUGCAUCGUCAACUGUCAUCUUGCAGCACAUGAUGAAGAAUUGCAGCAAAGAAUCUAUGAAUACAACAAUAUUGUCGACACCCAAAAGUUUGUAGAUCCCCAGAGUAAGAACAUCUUAACACACGACUAUGUUUUCUGGAUGGGAGAUUUAAACUUCAGGAUCAACGAUUUCCAAACUGAAGAAGUCAAAUUAUUGAUUGAAAAAGAAAGUUAUACUCCUCUGCUAGCCAAAGACCAGCUACGUCAGGUAAUGGAGAUAGGAGAGGCCUUCAGUGAAUUCACUUCAGGUAUCCACCUUCAGCCCCUUUAG
Molecule: messenger RNA, 912 nt
Organism: Limulus polyphemus (Atlantic horseshoe crab)
Lineage: Eukaryota; Metazoa; Arthropoda; Merostomata; Xiphosura; Limulidae
Product: phosphatidylinositol 4,5-bisphosphate 5-phosphatase A-like
Exons: 9
Coding region: 136-912 (258 amino acids)
Biological process (GO): phosphatidylinositol dephosphorylation
Cellular component (GO): plasma membrane; cytoplasm; ruffle
Molecular function (GO): phosphatidylinositol-4,5-bisphosphate 5-phosphatase activity
Source: RefSeq, a predicted model, not a curated record